AUGACAGUGCCUAGCUGGCUAUUUGCUACAAUUAGUAAUCAAAGUGAGAAGGAGCUGAAAGAAAACCAAACAACUAUACUGGCUCUCAAUCACAACCUGACACAACUGAACAACAAACUCAGCUCAGAAAAGGAAAACUUGAGGAGGGACCACAUCAAUCUGACAGAGCAGUUGGACAACCUGACACAAGACUAUACUGUCUUAAUAAGCAAGAUUGCAAACCUGUCUGCCGAAAACAAGAACCUGACAUCACAAAUCACCAAGCUGUCUGCAGAAUACCAGAACCUGACAUCACAAAUCACCAAGCUGUCUGCAGAAUACCAGAACCUGACAUCACAAAUCACCAAGCUGUCUGCAGAAUACCAGAACCUGACAUCACAAAACCAGCAGCUGGAGACGACUGAGAAUGAGCUCAACGUUAGUCGAGCUCAGUGGAGCAUUGAUGCUUUCUGCCCAAAAUCAAAGAACCAAAAGAGAGUGUGUAAAGCUUGUCAGGAUGGCUGGUUACACUCCCAGUCCAGCUGCUAUGCGAUUAAUAACCCAAAUGAUUCUGGUCAGAAAACCUGGGAAAAAGCUCGAGAAAACUGCAGAGGAAAGAGUUCAGAUUUGGCUGUUAUAGUUGAUGAAACGGAGAAGACAUUCAUCAGUAAUAACAGUUGGGGCAGUUCAGGAACCAAUGGAUACUGGAUUGGCCUGAGAGCUGAAGAUGGGAAAUGGAAGUGGGUCAAUGGAAGUGAUCCGACUGAAAACUCCUGGAUACAACAACCUGCUACCAACGGUCAGUGUGUAAUUUCUGUAGAGAAAGAAGGAUGGAAAUCAGUGAACUGUUGUGACAAAAACUUCUGGAUCUGCAAAAAGAAGGCUUUAUCUCUUUAAACACUGCAGUCAUACUUGAGAAGGUUACUGGGUACAAAUGUUAUUAAUGUUUUGAUAUAUUUAUAUUUGUUAUAGAAAUAAUUGCAUAUAUAAGGCGGCACGGUGGUGCAGUGGUUAGCACUGGUUCAAUCCCCGGUCUCCCCGGCCUUUCUGUGUAGAGUUUGCAUGUUCUCCCCGUGUCUGCGUGGGUUCUGUCCGGGUGCUCCGGCUUCCUCCCUCCAUCCAAAGACAUGCAGGCUAGGUUGACUGGUUGCCCUAAAUUGUCCAAUUUAUUCAAACUGAAUUCUUUUUUAAACCUGGUUGUUAAUUUGCUGUGUGUAUCUAAUGUAUACGUACAGUGGGUACGGAAAGUAUUCAGACCCCUUUAAAUU
Molecule: messenger RNA, 1247 nt
Organism: Micropterus dolomieu (smallmouth bass)
Lineage: Eukaryota; Metazoa; Chordata; Actinopteri; Centrarchiformes; Centrarchidae
Product: CD209 antigen-like
Exons: 5
Coding region: 1-876 (291 amino acids)
Source: RefSeq, a predicted model, not a curated record